AUGGCUUUUCCAAACUCCUAUCCAUCUCUAAACCCGGUAGACAUCUAUCGGGAGCAUAUUGCCACUAGUCUGGCGCCAAUCUUUGGAGUAGAGCCGUCUGCAGUAUUUUCCAAGCUACAAUGGACCCAGACACAAGACAAAGGAGAUCUACUGCUACCUGUGCCAGCCCUACAGAUCAAAGGCAAAAAGCCCCAGCAACUAGCUGCUGAAGCUGGAGAGAAAUUUCCCGAGUCAGAUUUGGUGGAAAAGCCAGUGGUGGCAGGCACUUUCCUACAGUUUUUCUUCAAGCCAGAGCCGCUUAUAAAGACUGUGCUUGACUCGAUCUUGAAGAACAAAAAGGGGUACGGCACCAAUUCCAACCUAGGACUACGAGACCCAUCGGAUCCAUCAAAGGGGAGGAAGAAGAUCAUCGUUGAAUUUUCGUCGCCGAAUAUUGCCAAGCCCUUUCAUGCUGGCCAUCUUCGGAGUACUAUCAUAGGAGGGUUCAUAGCGAAGCUCUAUGCCGCAAUUGGAUGGGAUGUAUGGAAGAUGAAUUACCUUGGAGACUGGGGGAAGCAAUACGGCCUUCUUGCAAAUGGCUAUAAGAAGUAUGGUAGCGAAGAAGAAUUAACGCGAGACCCCAUCAACCAUCUAUUUGACGUGUACGUCAAAAUCAAUAAAGACAGUGCCGUGCAGGAUGCUCCGAUCAAAGAGCUCAAGGAGAAAAUCAAACUAAACAAGGAGAAGGAAGAAAGUGUCAUCGAGCUGGAGAAAGAAUUGGCAGGUCUAAUCGAGGAGAGUGAGGACGAGAAGGCGAGGAAGUAUUUCAAGAGCAUGGAAGACGGUGACAGAGAUGCGCUUGCGCUUUGGGAAAAGUUCCGAGAUCUGAGUAUCUCAAAGUACAAGCAGACCUAUGCUAGACUCAAUAUCGAAUUCGAUGAGUACGCAGGAGAAUCCAAAGUCGCCCCAGAAGCUAUUGCCACUGUUUCAAAGGAGCUUGCCGAAACCGGGGUUUCGGAAGAGUCAGAAGGUGCUGUCAUUGUCGACUUUGAGAAGCACGGAGCGAAAAAGCUUGGGAAGGCCAUCUUCCAGAGGAAAGAUGGGACGCCGCUGUAUUUGACCAGGGACAUUGCCGAAAUCCGGGCGAGGUAUGAUAAAUAUCACUUCGAUAAGAUGAUCUAUGUUGUUGCAGCACAGCAGGAUCUUCACCUUGCACAAUUUUUCAAGGUGACCGAGCUAAGCGGGCAUAGCGAGAUUGCAGAAAAGUGUCAACAUAUCAAUUUCGGUAUGGUUCGAGGAAUGAGCACGAGAAAGGGAACUGUAAAAUUCCUGGACGAUAUUCUUCGGGAUGUAGCAGAUAAAAUGCAUGAUGUGAUGAGGAAGAACGAGACGAAGUACGAACAGAUCGAGCACCCCGAACAAGUAGCAGAUACUCUUGGCAUCACCGCGGUCAUGGUGCAAGAUAUGUCUGGCAAGAGAAUAAACGGAUACGACUUUAACCUGGAAGCAAUGACGUCGUUCGAAGGAGAUACUGGCCCGUACCUCCAGUACGCCCACGCACGGCUGAGCUCGAUCGAGAGGAAAUCCGAUGUUGAUCUGACAAAACUCUUGUCGGCGAAGUACUCGCUGCUGAAAGAACAGCAUGCCAUUGAUCUUGUCAGACUCUUGGCGCAAUGGCCGGAUGUCGUCCAGAACACCGUCAAGACCCUGGAACCUGCCACAGUGUUGACCUACCUUUUCAAGAUGACGCAUGCGCUGAGCUCGAGCUACGAUAUCCUCAAAGUGAUUGGUAGCGAACCGGAGCUCAAGGAGGCGAGGAUGGCUUUGUAUGAGGCGGCCAGACAAGUAUUACACAAUGGGAUGUCGUUAUUAGGUCUGAACCCUGUGGAGAGGUAA
Messenger RNA from Endocarpon pusillum Z07020, 1875 nucleotides. Its product is annotated as Arginine--tRNA ligase. Gene Ontology annotation, biological process: arginyl-tRNA aminoacylation; mitochondrial translation. The transcript has a single exon. The record is from RefSeq and is a predicted model, not a curated record. Gene Ontology annotation, molecular function: ATP binding; arginine-tRNA ligase activity. The coding region runs from base 1 to 1875 and encodes 624 amino acids. NCBI's taxonomy places the organism in Eukaryota, Fungi, Ascomycota, Eurotiomycetes, Verrucariales, Verrucariaceae. Gene Ontology annotation, cellular component: mitochondrion; cytoplasm.